Gopherus evgoodei (Goodes thornscrub tortoise) is the source of this 1982-nucleotide messenger RNA. It is a transcript of the gene SNAI2, whose product is annotated as snail family transcriptional repressor 2. NCBI's taxonomy places the organism in Eukaryota, Metazoa, Chordata, Testudines, Testudinidae. Gene Ontology annotation, biological process: regulation of DNA-templated transcription. The transcript has 3 exons. Gene Ontology annotation, molecular function: DNA-binding transcription factor activity, RNA polymerase II-specific; RNA polymerase II cis-regulatory region sequence-specific DNA binding. The coding region runs from base 168 to 974 and encodes 268 amino acids. The record is from RefSeq and is a predicted model, not a curated record.
GCCUCUCUGCACUGCCACUACACAAUUUUACUGCAUGGAUUGAGCUGAGUAGACAAUACUAUAGGGACCAAUGUGCUAGCAGUGAUUCUGUGUGCUGCACACAAUCUGGGGACCGUUAUUUUAAACUGAAAGGAGAUUCUGGAAGAAGGAGAAAUUCUGCAUUCAAAAUGCCACGAUCUUUCCUGGUCAAGAAGCAUUUCAAUUCAUCCAAGAAGCCAAAUUACAGUAAACUGGACACUCAUACAGUGAUCAUUUCCCCAUACCUGUAUGAGAGCUAUCCAAUGCCUAUCAUACCACAGCCAGAGAUCCUGAGCUCAGUAGCUUACAAUCCAAUUACUGUGUGGACUACAACUGGGCUGCUACCAUCCCCAUUACCCAAUGACCUCUCUCCUCUUUCUGGAUACCCCUCAUCCUUGGGAAGAGUCAGUCCACCUCCACCCUCUGACACCUCGUCCAAGGAUCACAGUGGCUCAGAAAGUCCCAUUAGCGAUGAAGAAGAACGAAUCCAGUCAAAGCUUUCAGAUCCCCAUGCAAUUGAAGCAGAAAAGUUUCAGUGCAGUUUAUGCAACAAGACCUAUUCAACUUUCUCUGGGCUGGCCAAACAUAAGCAACUGCACUGUGAUGCCCAGUCUAGGAAAUCAUUCAGCUGCAAGUACUGUGACAAGGAGUAUGUAAGCCUGGGAGCCCUUAAGAUGCACAUCAGGACCCACACACUACCUUGUGUCUGCAAGAUCUGUGGCAAGGCUUUCUCUAGACCCUGGUUACUUCAAGGACACAUCAGAACUCACACGGGAGAGAAGCCUUUUUCAUGCCCUCAUUGCAACAGAGCAUUUGCAGACAGAUCGAACCUGAGGGCUCAUCUGCAGACCCAUUCAGAUGUGAAGAAAUAUCAGUGCAAAAAUUGCUCCAAAACUUUCUCCAGAAUGUCUCUUCUGCACAAACAUGAGGAAUCUGGCUGCUGUGUAGCACACUGAGUCAUGCAGUCAAUGUUGACCUGGACCCAAUGCAUUUCUCCACUCCUGUUGCAAAUGAUAAGUGGAAACCCAAAGGCAUUUUCUCUUCUGCUUCCUAACCUCAUCCCCUCACCCACCCCACCCCACCCCACCCAAAAAAAGUGGAAGAACUUAUAAUGUCAGUACAAAUUAGCUUAAGUAUUUCUGCUAAAUUACUUAAGUGUGAAUUCUGAAAUGUGAGGGGGAAAGAACGAACCAUGCAUGACAUUUCAAAUAGAUCAUAAGGAAGAAACAUGAUCAGCCUUCUUCAGCGAUGAAGCCAAAUGUGCAUAGAUUUUUCUUACUAAGAAAAGUUUCAAAGAUUAACAGUUCAUCCCUGCCAAACCAUUUCAACCAAAGGAACAGUAUUUAAAGAGGAAAUAAUAAUAAAAAUCCUACUCCAAGAGAAUUUGCCAGACAACAUUUAUCUCAGGUGCCUUAUAAAGUAUUUUAAGUUUACUUUAGUAAAUGUCUAAUAUUACUAGUUGUUGUUUUUUUUAAUUAAAAACUAAGGCCUCUAUUGAUGAUCUGAAAUGCUUUAAAAACUGAAUAGUUCAAAGAGGAGGAAAACACACAUAAGAGAAUGUAUGAAAAAUUAUCUGCCAUGUUUUAAAAGUUUGUGCCUUUAAAGAAGACUGUAGCUUCAAACAUUCCUGGUGCAUGCUUGACCCAUCUUUUAAUAUGGAAUAAUUCCUCUAAACUUUAAUCUUUUUUUUUUAACGGGAAUAAGUGCAAAAGAGGGGGUUUAUGGGAGUUUGACAAUGAUUUUUUUUUAGAAAAUCCUUUUUUGAAAUGCACAAAGGAAAUGCAAUAUGUUCAGCAGUGCCCCUCCAAGUGCCUUUUCUAUUAAUGGUUUUGUAAAGUAUGUGGACAUAAUGUAAAUAUUUUUAUUUUUAUAUGACUGAAUGUGCUGUGAAUGAAAGUGAAGUGUUGCCUAUAGAAGCAGCUAUAGGUAACUUGAAGAAAGUGUGAAGUGAAUUUUGUUAUGUU